Eimeria acervulina is the source of this 5112-nucleotide messenger RNA. Its product is annotated as Zgc:154057, related. Gene Ontology annotation, molecular function: transcription cis-regulatory region binding. Gene Ontology annotation, biological process: regulation of transcription by RNA polymerase II. Gene Ontology annotation, cellular component: nucleus. Bases 1 to 5112 code for a protein of 1703 amino acids. The transcript has 7 exons. The record is from RefSeq and is a predicted model, not a curated record. Lineage: Eukaryota; Apicomplexa; Conoidasida; Eucoccidiorida; Eimeriidae.
AUGUCAAGGCCUGGCUUGCGUCAAAGGCCCUUGAGGGAUUCAGCAGCAGCGGCAGCAGGAGCAGCAGCACCAGCAGCAGCAGCAGCAGCAGGUGGAGCAGCAGCAGCAACUCCUGGAGCGGCAGGCCAGCAGCAGCAGCAGGAGAAUGCCGUUGCUGAGCUUCCUGCACUGCGACAAACCAAGCAGCGAGCAGCAGCAGCAGCUGCUGCAGCUGCUGCAGCUGCAGCAGCAGCAGCAAAUGCGGAGCCUGCAGCACCUGGUGCUGCUGCCACUUCACAGCGCAGCAGCAGCAGCAGCAGCAACAGCAGCAGUGGGCAGCAGGUUGCUGCUGUUGCUCGGCCUGUUCCAACACCAGCAACAACACGGUCAGCCGCAGCAGCAGCAGCAGCUGCUGCUGCUGCUGCUGCUGCAGCAACUACAGCAGCAAAUCCAAGUGCUGCAGCAGCACCACCACCACCUCGACGGCCAGCAACCACCCGCAGCGCAGCAGCAGCAGCAGCAGCAGCAAAGAGUUCACCAAGUGUGCAGCGAUCAGCAGCAGCAAUAACAGCUGCAGCAGGAGCAGACACAGCACUUGUUGCUGCAUCGAGACGCAGCAGCAGAAGCGGCGCUGCUGCGGCUGCUGCUGCUGCUGCUGCUGCUGCAGCUCCACCUGCUGCUGCUGCUGCUCCUGCAGCUGCAGAUACACAUCAGCAACGUUCCCCACGAAAUGCAGCUGUUGCUGCUGCUGCUGCCAUUGCAGCAGCAGCAGCAACAGGCCCCGCUGCAGCAGCAGCAGCACGUGCGGCUCCUGGUGUAUCUCCGCGAGCAGCAGCAGCAGCAAAUACGCAAGAGAAAUCAAAAACAGCAGCAACAGGCGCAGCAGCAGCAGCCCCAGCUGCGAUAUCGGCACCAACAGCAAAGCCAGCAGCAGCAGCAGCAGCAGCAGCACCUGUUGUAGGCAAAGAUACACCUGCUGCUGCAGCAGCAGCAGCAACAACACCGAAAGAAACAGCGGCAGCAGCGGCAGGAGCAGACAACAAUGUUAGAAGACAUCCGCCAGCUGCUGCAGCGGCAACACCAGCAGCAGCAGCACCAACAGCAGCAACAGCAGCAACAGCAGCAGCAGCAGCAACAGCAGCAGCACCGGUGCAGAAGGUUCGCCCAUCGGGUCCAAGCACAUCUCGAAGAGACUCCAGACACAAGUGGCGUGGUGCUGAUGCUUCAACUGAUGCUGCAGCAAUUGCUGCAAUUUGCUGCGGGGGCCGCUGCUGCUGCUGCGGCGUCGGGUUGUCUUUGAAGGAGUUUAGGAUACAAUGUGCUGUCUGCAGCAGCAGCAGCAGCAAGAGCAGCAGCAGCCGCAGCGUCGGUUCUUAUGGGAGUAGCAGCACCAGCGAUAUCAAGAGUGCUAGCAGCAGCAGCAACAGCAACAACAACAGCAGCAACAACGACAGCAGUAGCAGCCGCAGCAGCAGCAGCAGCCGCAGCAGCAGCAGCAGCAGCAGCAGCAAAGUUAUGAUUUGUUUGAACUGCUUCUGCCGUGGUGCUGAGACGGAGCAGCACAAAAAUUUUCAUUCAUAUUUUGUUGUCGGCCCCAACAACAAAGAGAUAUUCGCUCCCUAUUGGACGGCUGAUGAAGAAUUGACUCUCCUCGAAGCCAUUGCAAAAUGCGGGCUUGGGAACUGGAAUGAUGUUGCUGCAGCAGUAAAUAGAGCAGCAGCAAAGCCAAAAACGAAGCAGCAGUGUGAAACGCAUUAUAUUGAGGUGUAUAUUCAAACAGACGCAAAUCCUUCUCCUCUCUGGGCGCUGCAGCAGCAGCAGCAGCUGCUGCUGCGCAACUUUCUCAAGCAGCACGAACAACGCAUGCAGCAGCAGCAGCAGCAGCAGCAGCAGCAGCAGCAGCAGCAGGGGAGAGUAGAGGGGAAGGGUGAAACCACGCAGAACACUGCAGCAGCAGCAGCAGCAGCAACAGAAGCAGCAGCAGCAGCAACAGAACCAGCAACAGCAGCAGAAACCGCAGCGACACCGGCAGCAGAAGUAGCAGCAGCAACAGCAGCUGGAGCAGCAGCAACAGCAGCUGGAGCAGCAGCAACAGGAACAGCAGCCGCAGUAGCGGGUGCUGCUCUCGAAGGGUCAGCAGAAGAUGCAGCAGCAGCAACAGCAGCAGAAGAAACAACAGCAGCAGCAACAACAACAGAAGCAGCAGCAACAACAGAAGCAGCAGCAACAACAGAAGCAGCAACAACGACAGAAGCAGCAGCACCAACAGAGGCAGCAGCAACAGAAGCUGAGAGCGAAGCAGAGUUGCUGCUGCGCGAGUUGGAUGCAGAAGCAUUUGGUUCAGCAGCAGCAGCAACAGCAGCAGCAGCAGCACAAGCAGCACCAGCAGCAGCACCCGCAGCAACAGCAACACCCGCAGCAGCACCAGCAGCAACAGCACGAUCAGCAGCAGCAGCAGCAGCAGCAGCAGCAGCACCAUCGCUAACUCAGCUGCAGCAAGCAGCAGCAGAACUACACCCUCCUUGGAUUCCUGCUGCUGUCUCCUCUCUGCCGCAUCAUCAGCUAAUUCAGGGAGGAGAGUUUGAAGUUGAGUUUGACGACGGGGCGGAGUCGCUGAUUGCAGACUUAACUUUUAAUUUAAACGACACACCGCAAGAAACAGCACUCAAGGCUUACGAAGAAGAAAAGGCAGAUAGGAAGCGUCGGCUGUCUCCUCAGGUUUUUCUUGCUGCUGUGGCUAAAGAACAGCAGCAGCAGCAGCAGCAACAGCAGCAGCAACAGCAGCAGCAGCAGCGAAAGCUGCCGGAAGCUGCUGCAGCACAGCCACAGGGUUCGACUGGAGCAGCAGCAGAUGCUGCUAGCGCAGCAGCAGAUCCAGCAGCAGCUGUAGCAGAUAGUGCAGCAGAUAAAGCAGCAGCAGCAACAGAAGACACGCGAGAAGAACCAGCAGCGGCUGCAGAAACAGCAGCAGCAACAUCUACAGAGACGCCAGAUACGUCGCACCCCAGCAGCAGCAGCAGCAGCAGCAGCAGCAACGCAGACGACGAGCAGCGGCAGCAGCAACAGCCAUGCGGUCCCUCUGUGCCGUCUGCUGCAUCCGACACCAGCAGCAAUAACAGCAGCAGCAGCAGCAGCAGCAGCAAUAACAGCAGCAGCAGCAGCAGCAGCAGCAAUGAAGAUUUGCUGCUGGAAGAGUGGGGUAUUGCAGAGGUAUGGAAUUUCGAUGUACAGCUAAACGUACAGCAGCAGCAGGAGCAGCAGCAGCAACAGCAACAACAACAACUGUUGCAGCAGCAGCAGCAGCAGCAACAACAGCUCCAGCAGCUGCAGCAGCAGCAGUUACUGCAGCAGCUGCAUCUGCAGCAGCAGCUGCAUGGAGGACCAGCAGCAGCAGAUGCAGCAGGCUGGCAGUCAACUCGAGGGAGCCCGCUGCUGCUGCAGCAGCAGCAGUUGCAGCAGCAGCUGCAACUGCAGCAACUGCAGCAGCUGCAGCAGCAGCAGCAACCCUUAGCGGAUCCGUCUGUGCUGCCAGCUGCAGCAGCAGCAGCAACAGCAGCAAAAACUCCUACGAAAAGGAAGCUGUCGAGAGGCGGCGGCCCAGCAGCACCAGCAGCAGCAACAUCAUCAGCAGGAACAGCAGCAGCAACAGCAGCAGCAGCAGCAAACAGAGACAUGCACCUCACCUGGCUUGCUGCGCAGCUGCCGAAGGUGAAAGGAAUCGUGUAUGAUUCUGCUGCUGCUGCAUGGACAGUGCGUCUGGAGCAGCAGCAGCAGCAGCAGCAGCAGCAGCAACAGCCGCAGCAGCAGAAAUCACAGCAGCAACAGCAGCAGCAGCAGCAACAGCAGCAGAAGCAAGAAGAAGGAACAGCAGCAACUGCAGCAAGCAGCUGCUCUACUGAACCAGCCGCAGCAGCUGACGCCCCAAGCAGCAGCAGCAGCAGCAGCAGCAGCAGCAGCAGCAGCACUGUACAUUCAUUUAGUGUGGGGGUGUAUGGAUUUGAAGGAGCCUGGAGGAAGGCUUGCGAAUUAAAGAAAGCAGCAGCAGCAGCAGCAGGAGCUGCUGAUGUUGUUGCUGCAAUACAAAUUGCUGCUGAUGCUGCUGCUGCUCUCCGCUUCCACUUUGACUUAGCAGCAGAAGCUGCAUGCAGCAGCAGCUCGCCCCCAUCCCUUGCUGCUGCUGCUGCUGCUGCUGCCAGCAACAGCAGCUACUUGCUUUCUUCAAAACGGCUGCGGCUCGACAACAGCAGCAGCAGCAGCAGCGGAGGGCUGUUCCAGCAGCUGCCAGCAGCAACAGCAGCAGGAGCGACAGACAGCUCUGACGCAGCAGCAGCAGCUGCUGCUGCUGCUGCAGCUGCUGCUGCUCUUAGGAGGCAAUCUACAGCGCUGCUGCAGAAACAACCAUCAUCAUUCAUGCAGCAGCCCGCAGCAGCAGCGGCAGCGGCAGCAGCUGCUGCUGCUGCUGCUUCUGGCGGCGGGGCUUUCUUAGGGCCCUUUCUUCCCUCUCUAGCAGAGCAGCAGCAACGUGCUGCGGCAGCAGCAGCUGCUGCAGCUGCUACUGCUGCAGCGCCCGACCCGCAGCAACGUGCAGCAGCAGCUGCGCAGCAGCAGCAGAGAUUCGCUGCUGCUGCUGCUGCGCCGCAGCAGCAGCUGCCGCUCAAUCUACGUCAGCAGCUACAGCAGCAGCAACUCCUGUUGCUGCAGCAGCAAUUGCAGCAGCAGCAGCAGAUGCUGCUGCAGAAGCAGCAGCUUCAAAUGAGGCUCCAACAAGACAUAGCAGCAGCAGGCAGUGAAGCCGCAGCGCAGCAAGAACAGCAGCAGCAGCAGCAGCUCCACUUGCUGCAGCAGCAACAGCUACGGCAGCAGCCGUGGCUCAUGCUGCAGCCUAAUGCUUUCGCUGGGGGUGCGCAGCAGCAGCUGAUGCUGCAUCCGCUGCUGCAGUUGCAGCAGCAACAGCUGCUGCAGCAACAGCACACGGCGCAGCAGCGGCAGCAGCAAACAUUGCAACAGCAGCCGCAGCAGCAGCAAGAUGCUUCUCAGACACAGAUGCUGCGCCGGGUGCCGCAGCAGCAGCAACAGCAGCAACAGCCCCACUCGCAGCAGCAGCACCAGCAGCAGCAGCAGCAGCAACAGUAG